CUCGAGAUGGCCCGUACGAAGCAAACCGCAAGAAAAUCCACUGGCGGAAAGGCACCGCGUAAGCAACUUGCCACAAAAGCGGCACGUAAAAGUGCACCCGCUACUGGUGGCGUAAAAAAACCUCAUCGUUACCGUCCAGGUACCGUAGCUCUUCGUGAGAUCCGUCGUUAUCAGAAAAGUACCGAGCUGUUGAUUCGCAAACUUCCUUUCCAAAGGUUAGUGCGCGAAAUUGCCCAAGACUUCAAGACCGAUCUCCGUUUCCAGAGCUCCGCCGUGAUGGCCCUUCAAGAAGCUAGCGAAGCUUAUCUGGUCGGUCUAUUCGAAGAUACAAAUUUAUGUGCCAUUCACGCCAAGAGAGUAACCAUUAUGCCGAAGGACAUUCAACUUGCUCGACGUAUCCGUGGCGAACGUGCUAUUGAUCGAUUGAAGAUGCCUCCUAAAACUAGCGGAAAAGCUGCCAAGAAAGCUGGCAAGGCCCAAAAAAACAUUUCUAAAAGCGACAAGAAGAAGAAACGCAAGAGGAAGGAAAGUUACGCUAUCUACAUUUAUAAAGUAUUGAAACAAGUCCAUCCGGAUACGGGUAUUUCAAGCAAGGCUAUGAGCAUCAUGAACAGUUUCGUUAAUGAUAUUUUCGAACGCAUCGCCGCCGAGGCGAGUAGACUUGCUCACUACAACAAACGUUCGACAAUAACCAGCAGGGAAAUUCAAACAGCAGUGCGCCUUCUCUUGCCCGGUGAGUUGGCAAAACACGCCGUCAGCGAAGGAACUAAAGCAUUUAUACCCAUACUCGAGAUGGCCCGUACGAAGCAAACCGCAAGAAAAUCCACUGGCGGAAAGGCACCGCGUAAGCAACUUGCCACAAAAGCGGCACGUAAAAGUGCACCCGCUACUGGUGGCGUAAAAAAACCUCAUCGUUACCGUCCAGGUACCGUAGCUCUUCGUGAGAUCCGUCGUUAUCAGAAAAGUACCGAGCUGUUGAUUCGCAAACUUCCUUUCCAAAGGUUAGUGCGCGAAAUUGCCCAAGACUUCAAGACCGAUCUCCGUUUCCAGAGCUCCGCCGUGAUGGCCCUUCAAGAAGCUAGCGAAGCUUAUCUGGUCGGUCUAUUCGAAGAUACAAAUUUAUGUGCCAUUCACGCCAAGAGAGUAACCAUUAUGCCGAAGGACAUUCAACUUGCUCGACGUAUCCGUGGCGAACGUGCUUAAGCAUCUUUUUCACAAAGUUUAAAAUCGGUUCUUUUCAGAACCACAACUUUUUUUUUUACAUUUAUACAAUUGAUUGAUUUCUUAUAAGGUAUCCCAAAUUAAAGAUCCG
Harmonia axyridis is the source of this 1312-nucleotide messenger RNA. RefSeq lists its product as uncharacterized. Gene Ontology annotation, molecular function: DNA binding; structural constituent of chromatin; protein heterodimerization activity. The transcript is spliced from 3 exons. NCBI's taxonomy places the organism in Eukaryota, Metazoa, Arthropoda, Insecta, Coleoptera, Coccinellidae. The coding region runs from base 7 to 1203 and encodes 398 amino acids. Gene Ontology annotation, cellular component: nucleosome. The record is from RefSeq and is a predicted model, not a curated record.